This is a messenger RNA of Zasmidium cellare ATCC 36951, 1473 nucleotides long. RefSeq lists its product as uncharacterized. Bases 1 to 1473 code for a protein of 490 amino acids. Gene Ontology annotation, molecular function: RNA helicase activity; RNA binding; ATP binding. The record is from RefSeq and is a predicted model, not a curated record. NCBI's taxonomy places the organism in Eukaryota, Fungi, Ascomycota, Dothideomycetes, Mycosphaerellales, Mycosphaerellaceae. The transcript is spliced from 2 exons. Gene Ontology annotation, cellular component: nucleus; cytoplasmic stress granule. Gene Ontology annotation, biological process: poly(A)+ mRNA export from nucleus.
AUGGCAGACGCUAAGCCAACAUCCGCUGAGCCCAAGCCCGCAGGCAAGAGCUGGGCAGAUGACGACGAUGACACACCGAUCAACACCACCGCCGACGCGAAGAAGGACACGAGCGAGGGCAGCCUAGCCAAAGCGCAGGCCGACGGUGCGACCAGUUGGAUGAAUGGCUCCCAUGGACUCGAUGAGCCUGAGUUCGAUGUCAAUGUCAAGCUCGCCGAUCUCCAAGAAGAUCCCAACAACCCACUCUUCUCAGUGAAACACUUUGAAGACCUCAACCUCAAGGAAGAACUUCUUCAAGCCAUCUCGACCAUGGGCUUCCGCAAGCCGUCGAAAAUCCAGGAGCGUGCACUUCCACUGCUGCUGAAGAACCCACCGCAGAACUUCGUCGGUCAAUCGCAGUCGGGCACGGGCAAGACAGCCGCCUUCCUGCUCAAUAUCCUCCAGCGAGUCAACCUUGACUCCCUCAACCCACAAGCCAUCGUCCUCGCACCAACCCGUGAACUUGCGAGACAGAUCGCAAACGGCUGCUCCGUCAUGGGCACCAUGUUACAAGAUAAGGGUCUGAAGGUCUUCCAGGCUGUGCCAGAUCCAUCACACAGAAGCACCGACGCGGUUGAGGCACAGGUUGUCGUGGGUACACCCGGCACUGUCAUGGACCUGCUUCGACGCAAGAAGCUCUCGGCACGAGAUGUCAAGAUUCUCACCAUUGAUGAGGCCGACAACAUGCUUGACUUGCAGGGCAUGGGCGACCAAUGUCGCCGCAUCAAGAACGCACUGUCGAAAGACACCCAGAUUGUGCUCUUCUCGGCGACGUUCCCUCAGCAAGUGCUAGACUUCGUCGCAGUCUUCGCACCCAAGGCCAACACUAUUACUCUGCAAGUCGAGGAGCUCACUGUCAAGGGCAUCAAGCAACUCUAUCUAGAUUGCCAAAACGACGAAGAGAAGUAUACGUCGCUCGUCAAGUUCUACAACCUCAUGACGAUCGCAUCUUCCAUCAUCUUCGUCAAGGAGCGCGUCACCGCAGCGGAGAUUGAGCGACGCAUGACGGCAGAGGGACACACCGUUGCGCAGCUGACGGGUGCAUUGGAGGGAGCCGAGCGCGACGCCGUGUUCGAGAAGUUCCGCAACGGCACUGCCAAGGUGCUCAUUGCCACCAACGUCCUCUCUCGUGGCAUCGACGUCCGGACCGUCACCAUGGUUGUCAACUACGACAUCCCGGAGACCGUGGACGGCUUACCCGAUUUUGAGACGUACCUCCAUCGCAUCGGCCGUACUGGUCGUUUCGGCCGUACCGGCGUCGCACUCAGCUUCGUGCAUGACCGCAAGAGCUGGCAGGGGUUGAUGGCCAUCUGCAAGCAUUUCCAGGUCGAGCCUACGCGCCUCGAUACUGCCGACUGGGAGCAUGUGGAGCGCAUGCUGAAGGGUGUCAUGCACAACUCGCGGAACGUGGUGGGAGAGAUCGAGAUGGAUUGA